AGGGAUGCCAAUGAUUCGCACCAAUCGCAUCCACGACGGCUCUGGAGAUGGAGAACGCAACGCUGCAAAGAUCGGCGCUGCCAAAGGCCGUUCAAGUGGCGAAAAAGAAGGAAUUCCCGUGCCUCGCGCAGUCGCAUCUCGCAUCGGAAAGCCCGCCCGGACAGUUUGGCAUACAACACGGCAGCAAAAUUGACUUGAGUUUCACACAACCUGGGCGUGGACAGGCGUACCAUAGCGUUGGCAUUUGCAGCUCCGUGUUCAGAGCGCGAGAACUGCAUGGUUUUUGACGGGCUCGCAAAACCGAGUCUCACUUGCCAGCACGUCCAAGGGAGUUUGGCUUUGCUCUGCCGCGACUCUACGAUCGGCAGCAUCGUCGUGUGGCUAAUACAGGCCCAGUCUGAGAAACAAGGCAGUUAGCGCGGCCUGUGGCUCGACAUUGCUCUCUCUCUCUCUCUCUGCAGGGACGCCAGAACCGAAGCCUCUUACCUCGAAGUCGUCCUUCCAAUGAAAACCCUCCUGCUUUGCGAGAGGCAAUCCGGUCUGCCGCUGUUAUCGUGGUCUCCGCAGCUACAAAACCAUCCUAGGGCUUCGCGUUCCUUUGAGACAAUUUCGUCCAAUCGCUCUGUCUUUCGUCGCCCGCCGUGUCCUAGGAACCACUGAUACUCGAGCAGUUUUGCCGAACCACACCUGCCAAAUCGCCUCCCCUGUGAACGUGGCGGACGGGAACAACGCUUGAGGCCGUGCUCCACGUUCUAGACAGAGGUCGCACAAGGUCUGUCUCUCCAGCUGCAGGUCGUUGAUCCCGCUGAUCACAGCGCCUUCGUCGGGGUUUCCACUGCUCAUAAUGCACCUACUUUCCGCGUUCUCGACCUUGGGGGGGGCCUUGAUCCACUUCUGAUUUCCUCCACUUUCUUCCUCCCUCGCCGCUCACGUAUCAUGUCUCGUUCCGGAUGCAAUUGACACUGCAAAACUGAUCUGUCUUGACACGGAACAUCGUAGCGUGCUCGCCAGACAAGAUACCUAUUGUCUAGAAGCAAUUUUCACCGCGGAUUGGAUCACGCGGGCAACAAUGCUCUUGCACUUCUUAGCAAUUUUGAUCAUCUUCGGGCUCGUCAUGGCAGAGGCUGGCGACGGGAACAUACUGGACGCCCGGCAGACGACAAACGUGGUGGGUCAGCUUGAGUCCAUGGGAGUCGAGGUUCUAAGCAAUAUCUUGUCACCCUCGACAACGGCUACUUCAAGCUCGGCUUCGGCAACAUCGUCGCCGUCAAUUACGCCAACUUCGCCAUCUGGUUCGACUACAUCGAGUUUACUUUCAACUUCGAGCCUUUCCUCCACGCUGGCUGCCUUGGCGUCACCUACUUCGUCUUCAGCCCCAAACGAACUCUCUUCGGUCGAUAAAGAGAACACGCGACACAGAAAUAUCGCCAUCAUCGUCGGAAGUGUUCUAGGUGCCGCCGUUCUGGUAUUGCUGCUUGCUUUGCUUUGGUGCUGCCUUGCAAGGAGACGUCAAACCAAACGUGGCCGAGAAAUCGCGAAGGACAUCGACGAUGACGAUGAACUGGACCCAGCUACCCACGGAGCGCACGGAGGUAUGGCUUACGUGACGAGAAUCGAGUCGUGGCAUGAACCUCGAAAUUCGCGCGCCUCUUCCAGAGGGCCCCCAAAAGGCUCUCAGUCCCGCGUAUCGCUGGUGCAGAGAGAUGGCACAGAACGGUAUAACAAUGGACCGUCUGCACCGGUUCCACCACCGAUCCCGCCGCCGCAUCGGACAUCGCAAUACGGUCUUAUUCAAAACGAAGCGCCUUUCGAAGCCCCUCAGGCAGGCUACUUCGACCGCCCUCAAAGGCGUUCGAUGGACGACACUGUGCACGGUCCAAACAAGUAUCCAGGCCACGCGGCGUACAGAUCAACGCAGUCCACGAACUCGCUCGUUGAAAGAUCCCCUACGCCACUGUUCGGCAGUGGCAGGACGCCCGGCGAACACACCAUUCCCCGGAAAAGCGUUGGAUCGGGCCCAACUACCCUGGUGAACUCGCCGCCGAACAGCAAGAACUCAAGCCCGCCCGGCAACGGCGGUGGGCAGUGGAUACCGUCGAGAAAUUCGGGUUUGCGCCGAGAGUCUCUCCCCGGCUCACCGCUAGCGAACGAAUUCGACUUCGGAUUUGGAGACCAGAGACGGUCUAUGAACAGAGAGCGUAUGCCUGGAGCGUGGUCGAGCAAUUCUGUCACAGAUGCACACCAUAGAUUUUAAGUCCUCGCUGAAACAAUCUGUUUGACUUGAGCCUGUAACGAACUUUAUGAUAUCCAGCGUCGAUCAUUAUGUUUCAAAUAAAACCUAUUUCUUAAGGCUUUUUUUUCUCGCGUUUCAUUUAUCCGCACUGUUAUGUCCCUGUCAGU
Verruconis gallopava is the source of this 2400-nucleotide messenger RNA. RefSeq lists its product as uncharacterized. The coding region runs from base 1070 to 2254 and encodes 394 amino acids. The transcript has a single exon. The record is from RefSeq and is a predicted model, not a curated record. NCBI's taxonomy places the organism in Eukaryota, Fungi, Ascomycota, Dothideomycetes, Venturiales, Sympoventuriaceae.